This is a messenger RNA of Paramuricea clavata, 1665 nucleotides long. The record is from the annotation of a GenBank genome assembly. NCBI's taxonomy places the organism in Eukaryota, Metazoa, Cnidaria, Anthozoa, Malacalcyonacea, Plexauridae.
AUGGAUUGCAACCGGUACAGUACCAAAGAGCAACUUUUACGAGUAACAGCGUUAUUAAAGAGAUUCGGUGACAAAACGAGGAGACAGCCAGUGUCAAUUGAAGUAACUGCGAAUGAACUAAGAGCAGCUGAAAAACUUUGGGUGAAUACCAUACAGGCAAGCAAUUUCGAAGACGAAAGGUCAUAUCUCCAAGGAGUUUCGAAGAAAGAACCGCUGCUCGUAAGACAGUUGGAUUUAUUCUUGGACGAAGAAGGUACGAUUCGAUGCCAAGGUCGAAUAGAUAAAUCAUCAUUACCCAUGACAACAAAGCGGCCAAUACUUCUUCCUGCACGACAUUUCUAUACGCAACUUGUAAUUCGCAACUGUCACGAAGUCGUCCAUCACAACGGUGUCAAAGAAACAUUGAACUGCAUUCGCGAAGUAUAUUGGAUUCCAAGAGGUCGAGAAGCCGUUAAACGUGUAAUUGGAGUAUGUGUUACAUGUAGAAAACACGAAGGGAAGCCAUACGGUACACCAAAGUUCGCCCAGCUACCAUCAUGUAGAGUAAGCGAUGAUCCACCUUUUGCUCACACCGGCAUGGACUUCGCUGGACCACUAUAUUUAACGACCGAAGGUGAAGAUGAUAAAGAACGAAAGUUGCAAAAGGCGUACAUUUGUCUCUAUACCUGCGCGUCAACAAGAGCGUUACACCUUGAACUUGUGCCAAAUUUAUCAGUGUCUAUAUUCUUACAAUCAUUUAGAAGAUUCACCGCUCGAAGAGGAUUACCGACAAAGUUACUAUCGGAUAACGCGAAAACGUUUAAAGCGGCUGCAAAAGAAGUCAAGGGAAUUACGAGAUCUAUGGAAGUUCAGCGGUAUUUGGCGAACAAAGGAAUCACGUGGGAGUUUAUAGUGGAAAAGGCACCCUGGCAAGGGGGUUUCUGGGAAAGAAUGGUGAAAUGUGUCAAACGCUGUCUGAAAAAGGCGGUGGGUCGAGCAUCAUUAUCGUUUGAAGAAAUGCGCACAUUAUUGAUUGAGAUUGAAGCUACGCUGAACAAUCGACCUAUGACUUACGUAUACGAUGAUGAAGAAGGCGUGUCUUAUCCGUUAACACCUGCAUCGUUGAUCUAUGGUCGAAACAUCGCUACAACGCCAAACGAUAAGCAAUUCGAAGUGAUCAGUACAAAUCAAUCCCUAACUCGACGACAGAAGUAUCACAAAAGGCUUUUAAACCAGUUUGCGAAGCAAUGGAGAACGGAGUAUCUCACUAGUUUAAGAGAGUCAUCAAGGUCAAAGGUUUCGUCGGAUGCGGCUCGUAAGCUGGCGAUAGAAGAAGGAGAGAUCGUCGUUUUAAAGAACGACAAGUCAUCACGAUCAUUUUGGAAGGUAGCUAGGGUGGAGGAAUUACUCCCCAGUAAAGACGGUGUUAUUAGAGCGGCAAAGGUACGCGUAGUUAAUCAAGAGAAUGGAAAAUCAACAUGGUUACGAAGACCCAUACAACACCUUGUUCCUCUAGAAAUACGGUCGAGUUGCAAACAGAAGAACGAAACGCACGCGAGGGAUCCUACGACGGAAGAGACGAAAGAGGAUGCCUCUUCAAAGGAACCGCUGAAGGCGAACGCAAGGAGUACAGUUGUUACAAAAUACUUCCUACGAAGUCAGAACAAUCGUAAAGAUACUGUGUGA